AUGGCGCCGAUUGUCCAUAUUCUGAUGUACGUGGACAACCAAUUAGCCAUCAGCCAGAUCACAGGCAAAACCUCAUCGAUCAAGGCCAAUUACAUCGACAUUAGGCAUAAGCGUCUGCGCGACCUCGCUCAACGCGGUAUCGUCACGACGAAGCACGUUUCGUCCGAGCUGAUGCUCGAGGACCUGAUGACGAAGGCCCUUGAUGCGAUCAAUCUGGAAAUGCUGCAGAGUCUGAUGCGGUUCCAUCAAGAUCUGGAUGCGAUGAAGGGUCGGAGGAGAGAGAGAGAGGGCAAGAAGGUUGCGUCGGAGUGUGCUUCAUGGUCGGGGCGCGCGUAA
Molecule: messenger RNA, 336 nt
Organism: Peronospora matthiolae
Lineage: Eukaryota; Oomycota; Peronosporomycetes; Peronosporales; Peronosporaceae
Source: the annotation of a GenBank genome assembly